Dioscorea cayenensis subsp. rotundata (Guinea yam) is the source of this 806-nucleotide messenger RNA. Its product is annotated as trafficking protein particle complex subunit 6b. The record is from RefSeq and is a predicted model, not a curated record. Gene Ontology annotation, biological process: regulation of GTPase activity; endoplasmic reticulum to Golgi vesicle-mediated transport. The transcript is spliced from 4 exons. Bases 38 to 568 code for a protein of 176 amino acids. Gene Ontology annotation, cellular component: TRAPP complex; trans-Golgi network; cis-Golgi network. Lineage: Eukaryota; Viridiplantae; Streptophyta; Magnoliopsida; Dioscoreales; Dioscoreaceae.
GAGAGAGAGAGAGAGAGAGAGAGAGAGAGAGGGAGGGAUGGGUCGGGAGGUGGCGGAGAGCUGCCUGGAUGGGUUGAUGAUCGAGAUGGUCUCCGCCUACUGCACACGCUUCUACGCCAGCAAGCCGGAGCUCGCCGCCAGAAGAAUCGAGGCCAUUGGGUACCAGGUUGGGCACCAGCUCUCCGAGAGGUACACCAUGGAGCGGCCUCGAUUCACUGAUCACCUAGAAGCGAUAAAGUUCAUAUGUAAAGAUUUUUGGUCUGAGCUUUUCAAAAAGCAGAUUGAUAACCUGAAAACUAAUCACAGGGGUACCUUUGUCUUGCAAGAUAAUCGGUUUCGGUGGCUCACACGCAUAUCGAUUGAGCCCUCUGCAGAAAGCACAGAUGCAUCUUCCAAUGACCCUUCACUUACGGCCGAGAACAAGGCUUCCCAAACCACAAACAUGCAUCUCUGUUUCCCAUGUGGAAUUAUAAGGGGCGCCCUUUCUAAUCUGGGGAUUCCAUGCGCUGUUACUGCAGAUAUAUCCAAUCUACCAGCAUGUUCGUUUGUGGUGAGAAUAAAAGCUUGAUUUGUGUUCUUCAAGGAAUUGAUAGGGUGUUGAUGUCAAUGGAUUCACUUAUCCUUGUACUAGAAACUUUGCUUUCAAUGAUAAAUGGCUGAAUGCAUCAUAUGUUUUACUGUCAAAACACUAGCACCAUUAUUGUACAACAUCUGUCCAGAACAAAUUCUAGCAUGUUCAUUCAACAGAAUGAUGAUGCUGAUGAGUUGUUAAGUUUUCAUUAAUUUAAGUCAAAUUAUUUCCUAUA